GGGAGAGGGGUGGAUGUGUGGGUUCACACCUGAGCCGUGGGGAGAUGUGUGUGUGUGCUGACACUCCAGCUGCGGGCAGAGCUGGGAAGGUGUGUGUGUGUGUGUGGGGGGGGGGGGUGCUCACACCACAGCCGCGGGCAGAGCCCGGGAGCCGCACGCUCUCAGCGCUCACCCAACGCUUCUAUGUAAGCUGGGCACCGCGACGCCUCUCGUGCAAGCCACGCAGCCGCCGGCAGGAGGCGGGUCUCUCGCGCCCCCCCCCGCCACCCACCAACGGCUCGCGCGCGCCGGCCGGCUGUUGGCGGGCUCCCGACGCUCGCGGGGGCGAUGACCGUGGCGCCACGCCGCCUCCUCCGUACUCUCCUCGGCUCGCCUUCCGCGAUGGGAGACUCGGCCUCCCGGCUGCCCAGCAGAGCGGAGGCCCUGCCCGGCCGGAGCCAGAGCAUCCGGGUCUCAGCUAAACACCAUGUCAAUGGAAACAGAACAGUGGAACCUUUCCCAGAGGGAACACAGAUGGUUUUAUUUGGUAUGGGAUGUUUCUGGGGAGCAGAGAGAAAGUUUUGGAUACAGAAAGGAGUCUACUCCACUCAAGUGGGUUAUGCAGGAGGGUGUACCCCAAAUCCCACCUAUGAAGAGGUUUGUUCAGGGAAAACUGGCCAUACAGAAGCGGUGCGAGUAGUGUAUCAGCCAGAAAACAUCAGAUUUCAGAAACUGCUCAAGGUCUUCUGGGAGAAUCAUGACCCGACACAAGGAAUGCGGCAAGGUAAUGACUUUGGCACACAGUAUCGCUCAGCCAUCUACACGUUCUCUCAGGAACAGAUGGAAGCUGCUCUGAGAUCUAAAGAGGAUUAUCAAAAGGUAUUGACAGAGAGUGGUUUUGACACAAUCACAACAGAAAUCCGUGAGGCUCCGGAGUUUUAUUAUGCUGAAGAUUACCAUCAACAGUAUCUAAGCAAGAACCCCCGUGGCUAUUGUGGACUUGGGGGCACUGGGGUAUCCUGUCCUGUUAGUAUUAAAAAAUAAUCUGUGCACGCACUACUGCACCAACAUUGUAUUAUGUUUCUGCUAGAAACAUAAAGUAAAGCAACUUGACGUGUUAUCUGAUGAUUACUCCCUGGGAAAUUCUUUGCCAAAAAACUAAAAAUUCUUUGCACAAUAUUUUACAGUUCUGCAAAAUUCUGCAUAUUUUAGUUGUCAAAAGAACACAAUAUAAUCACGCCUGUUCCAAUUAUUUUGGUAAUUUAUUUCAAAAUACCUGCCAGCAAGUAUGUCUGUAACAAUACAGACAACAAAAAGAUUCAGGAAAUGUUUUUUGACAAAUCGAUUCCUUACUAGGCAUAUUAAUAAAGAACUUGAUGUAUCUUUGUUGACAGUUAUAUUCUGGUUCAGUGAAAUUAUAUAUUUAAUUUAAAAAGAGUCAUUAUACAAAUGUAUGUUACACAAAUUAUUGUAACCACCUGGCCAAAGCGGGCAUUAGCAUCCUUAGGGACAGUUUUGUGUCGGUCUGUCUGUCAUGUCUUGUCCAAGUUCAAGCUUCUAUGGGUAUUGUAAGAUUUUUGGGUCACACCACUGUAGCAGGAGGGGGUUAGUGAGCUAGCAGAGUUUAGUUGCAGAGUAGUGGGUGGUUAGCAUGGGGAAGGGAGACCUAGGGUAGAAUGUGGGUGUCAGGGCGAGUGUGUUUUUACGUACGGGGCGUGGGGGUUUGUGUUUGUGUGGGUUGGGUCACGUACAUAGUUUGCCAGACAACACCCCUUCAUCUCCAGAGGUAGUAUGCACGCCCCCCCUCCAGGUACAGGCGGGAGCGCUGGGGGGAUGUGGGAGCGAAGGAGGGCAGGUUCAGGCUGGCAGGGAGUAUAAGGGGGGGGCAGCACCACUAGUGUCAGAUGCAUGUGGAGUGGAGUUUAAGUGAAGAGUGCUCAUGUGCGUGUGAAGACAAACACACUCUACCCUCAGUCUCCCUUCCCCAGGCUAACCACCCACUGUACUACAACUAAACUCCGCUAGUUCACUAACCCCCUCCCGCUACAGUAGUAUGACCCAAAAGCCUUACAAUACACAUAGAAGACGUUACGUGUGUACAUAACUAAUACAUUUUAAACAUGCAAAACUGGAAAAAGGAAGCAUUUUGGUGGAAAUCACAAAUUCUGUGUGACAAAAAUAAAAUUGUGCGGAGAACAUUAAUUCUGCCCAAAUUCUGCAUUGCUCAGUGGCACAGAAUUCCAACAGGAGUAUGUGAUGUUCCCCUCUGGUGUUAUCUGGACCAGUGAUCUGCUAGGCCUCUCCAAUCCUUGACUCUGGAAGCCAGCCCUACCCUGCUCUGCUGUGAGAACCCCCAGCUACUUACAAGCGAAUGACACUAGCCAAUACCUCCGGUCCCAGACACCACCCUGGGAACCUCUGUCUUGCAGUGUCCAGUUAUACCCGCUGGACGCUGCAAGCUUAUAUAAGUUCAUCAAUUUAGCAAAGAAAUUGAUAUGUACCAGGCUUGUUCUCCCCAGGGGAGUCUCUGACACACUGUAAACCAAAUGCACUGCUUCAGGUAGAAUAAACAAACAGGUUUAUUAACUAUAAAGGUAGAUUUAAGUGAUUAUAAAUCAAAGCAUAACAGGUCAGAUUUGGUCAAAUGAAAUAAAAACAAAAUGCAUUCUAAGCUGAUCUUAACACUUUCAAUGUCCUUACAGACUUAGAUGCUUCUCACGACAGGCUGGCUACUCUUCAGCCAGGCUCUCCCCUUUGAUCAGCUCUUCAGUCACUUGAUGGUGGUGGUGUCUGUAGAUGUAGGUGGAAGAGAGAGAGAGCAUGGCAAAAUGUCUCUCCCUUUUAUCAUGUCCUUCCUUUCCGCUUGGUUUUGCCCCCACCCUCGCACCCUUUCAGAGUCAGGUGAGCAUUACCUCAUCGCAGUCCCAAACUGACCAAAGGAAAGGGGUGACUCCCUCAAGGGUCUAACAGAUUCUUUUGUUGCUGCCUAAGCCAGCGUCCAUUGUUCCUGUGAGGCUGGGCUGGGUUUGUCCCAUCCAUGCCCUGAUGAGGUGUGAACUGCCCCUCUGUUCUUGGAGAGUUUUUGCAUGGGCUUGCUUUAAGCCAUGAGGAUACAUUUUCAGCCUCAUAACUAUAUACAUGAAAUUAUAAACCUCACUAUAACAUGACUGUAACAAUUACCAUAACAUCACUAUAACAACAAUAUUCAGUGCAUCACGAGCCUUCCGAAGACACCCAACAGGACAAACUUGGCAUUGGAUACCACACAGUCAUUUUAUAAAGAUGACCAUGGGGGUGCAGGGUGUUCCCCCAAAGUACAGAGCAUCACCGAGUAUACUACACUAAUGCAGCACUAUUACACCAAAAUUUGUGCAGCAAUGAAGGAACAGCAUUUUGUACAUUGAGUGCGUGGCGUUCCUUGAUUUCACAUUUGCGAAAGGUCAAAGUUGUUUCUGAAAUUGCGCCUCAUGCCAUGGCUGGAAAUGCAGUUGCCCAAUUUGUGCACUUAAAUAAGUAUACAUGCAAUCUUGCGGUUGUUAAUUUCAGGAGAAAGAUUUUCGGAAGUUUGGCCCAGUGUAUUGUAAUAGGAGUAUAGAAUCACAGAAUAACAGAGUUGGAAGGGACCUCUGGAGGCCAUCUAGUCCAACCCCCUGCCCAGAGCAGGACCUAUCCCAACUAAAUCAUCCCAGCCAGGGCCAGAGUAAAUAGGGGGUGUGCCUGGACUACCAGCUGCUUUUUGUAACUCAUGUUAAUGUUUGUUGUCUUAAUCUGAUGAACUCGAUAGGCUUCAGCAUGAAAAUGCAGAGCUUUGAUUUCUAGAAAGUAUUCUAGGGGUUAUUUUAACAAUAGUAGCUGCGCUUUGAUGUCUUUGGUGGGGUGGGGAAUUUAAUCUCUCACAGUUCCACGUUCACAGCAAUAUACAUUAUUACCUGGAGUGCCCAUUUCCUGAAACAAUUUUAGUUAAAAAAAAAAAAAGUAUAAUGUAAGGGGUUUUUUUUUUUUCCUACUGGGCCAAAAAGUGUGUAAAUACAAAAAGAUUCCGCUUGGCUUCCUGCACUAUGAUAGAGCACAUCACGGGUGUUUUGUGAACUGAAAUAUAUGACAGGUUAGAUCUGAAAAAUGUCGCAAACAUAAUAAAAGGCU
Caretta caretta (loggerhead turtle) is the source of this 4122-nucleotide messenger RNA. It is a transcript of the gene MSRA, whose product is annotated as methionine sulfoxide reductase A. Gene Ontology annotation, cellular component: cytoplasm. Lineage: Eukaryota; Metazoa; Chordata; Testudines; Cheloniidae. Gene Ontology annotation, biological process: cellular response to oxidative stress. The record is from RefSeq and is a predicted model, not a curated record. Gene Ontology annotation, molecular function: peptide-methionine (S)-S-oxide reductase activity.